Messenger RNA from Adineta steineri, 3405 nucleotides. NCBI's taxonomy places the organism in Eukaryota, Metazoa, Rotifera, Eurotatoria, Adinetida, Adinetidae. The record is from the annotation of a GenBank genome assembly.
AUGUCAUACGAAUCAUCAGAUCAUUUUUAUUCAAAUCAUAAUACUCGAUCUCAACAAAUGAUGCCAUCAAAUUCAAUGGCAGGUUCACAUUUCUAUAAUAGACCACCAUCACAAUCUCCAAUGACAAAUCAUCAGCAUCAAUUGUAUGCAUCGCCUUCGUCAUCUUCGCAUCAAACAUUUCCAUCUUAUGAUGCAUAUGAGACACAGUCACGUGGUUACUAUCCAUCAUACUCCAGUGGUUAUGAACAUCAACAACGACCAAUGGGAAUAAAUUAUGGUGAUAAUCAUGCUGAGUCAUUAUCAUAUCCACCAAAAGAUAGUGGUUUAUCAUCAUCAAUCAAUGAAUUAAAUGCUAUGAUACCUUUGAAUGAUCAUCAGAAUAGUAAUGCAAUCAUGCCAAUGACACAAACAUUUCAACGAAAUGUUGGUUAUAAUAAUUCUUCUAUGAUACCAUUAUCAAGACAACAACCACAAGGUGAUCUAUAUGGUAACAACAGUGCAUCUCAAUAUUCUUUUGGUAAUCCUGCCAUGAUGAAUUCUCGUUUCCCAACACCGAAUCGAUCAUCAUAUCAAAAUGGCAUGAUACCAAACAAAGUUCAAUCUUAUCCUCAACAACAAGUACGUUAUCCAUCUUAUUCAAAUGCACCAUCAUCACAAUCAACUUGGCCACCUGUUAUUUCUGCUGGUAGUACAGAGUCUGAGUCAAAUUAUACUCGUUCACAAACAUAUAUGUCAUCAUCAUCAUCAACAAAUGAAAAUCGUUCUCAAGAUGAUGAUAAUAAUUCGAUUAAAACAAAACCAAAUAUACCUGAAUCUCCAAGCUGUACAAGCAUAUCAUCUAAUAUUCCCGAUGAUAUUGAUUCAAGUAAUUCUUCAUUUUCUGAUAGUCCAUCAAUAACAAAUGAAAAAAGUACAAAAAAAACAAAAAAUUCUCAAACAACUUCAGUAGACGUAUUUAAUAAAUUACGUGAAAUGGGUAAUGAACAAGAACGAAAUUUAUUUGUUGAUCGUUUACAAAAAUUAUGGGAAGAAACUCAUACAGUCUGUCGAAAAUUACCAACACUUUCUCGACAAACAAUUGAUCUAUAUCGUUUAUACAGUUUAAUACGUGAACAAAAUGGUUUCGAACAAUUUUCAAAAAUAGCUAAAAAUCGUCAUUGGCGUGAUAUUGCAUUAAAAUUAAACAUUCCAAAUUGUUCAACAGCUGCAUUUAAUAUUAAACAAAAAUAUAUUAAUUUAAAAUUAUUUCAUUAUGAAUGCAAACAUGAUCGAAGUGGAAUUGAUCCUGAACCAAUUUUAGCAGAUAUUACAAAACCAAAAGAAAAACGUUUCAAUAAGAAUAAUGAUGAAAAAUUAGGAAAAUCAUUUACUGAAUCAUCAUCAUCAUCAUCAAUUAAACAAACUGAGAAUGAUUCUCAUCCGUCCAAUUUAAAUAUGACUCCGCUUAUACCAAGUAUUAAUACUCAAUCUCAACAAGUGCCUACUCCAAUUAAUUAUCUCCCACAAAGAUCUGAAGAACCACCUAAAUUACAAUCAAGACCAAUGGCCGUUUCGUUUCCAUCAAAUUCUAUUGAAGCAACAACUAUUUCAGCAAAAAAUAAACGAAAAAAAUUAACCGCUAAAGACAUUCCACCAAUUGAUCCAAUGAAAUUACUAAUGUCACUACGUGGUGGUUUACUUGCUGAAACUACUUGGGCAUUAGACACAAUUAAUAUUAUGUUAAAUGAUGAUCAAACACAUACAUUUUUUCGUUUAAAACAAAUGCCUGGUUUAUUACAAGCAAUCAUUGAUAUAUAUACGAAAUGUUUAACACAAUUAUUUGAUGAAUUUAAAAUUGACAAUGAAUCAAAUUCAAAAGAAGAACUUGAAAAUGAAGAAAAACAAGAUUCUGUCAUUUAUCGAAUUGAAUCAAAUUAUUUAAAUAAAUAUCAACGAAAAUCUAUAAAACAACAGGAUGUUACUUAUGAACAUGUUUAUGAUAAUCAAGGAAAAAUAAAAGAUACACCAGAUUAUGUUUUAAAUCUUCAAAACUUAGAUGAUUUAUGUUAUAUUCAAACACAUUUUGAUCCAUUACAUAUAGAUGAUAAUUAUUAUGAAAAUCUUUAUUAUGGUCAUCAUUCUGAUGAUACAUUAUCAUCUGAUGAACAUGAUCAAGUACCAAUAAAAUCAUCACGAAAACGUAUUAAAACAUGUGAAAUAGAAAUCUCAAAUAAUAAUAAUAAUAAUAAUGAUAAUGAAGAAUUUCUUCAACGUUAUCAACGAACAUUUCAACCUGAAGAACAUUCAUUUAAUAAUAUAAAUAUCGAUUCUCAUACUAAUUCUAAUAAUCAACAGGAAAAUGCAUUAUCAAUAUUUACUCGAUAUUCAUUUGGUUAUGAUCAAAUAUGUUCUCGUUGUAUAUGUGCAUCAUCAAUAUUACGAAAUCUUAGUUUUAUAUCAGGCAAUGAUAUUGAAUUAGUUAAAUAUAAAACAUUAAUUCAUGUAUUAGCUCGUGUUUUAUUACUCAGGCAUGAUAUUAAUUAUAAUAAUGAAAAUAUACUUCUGUCAGAUAAACAAAUGAAAGAAUCAUUGAAUGAUCAAACAAUAAAUAAUUGUCAAUUAAAGAAUGAAGAUCAAAAUGCUUCACCAUCAUUUUCUUGGUCUGAAUGUGUAAUAAAUAUUCGCGAAAAUACCCUAGUCACAUUAGCCAAUAUUUCCGGUGUACUUAUUUUCGAUACAUUUGAUUCGGAUUUAAUAAAUCAAUUAAUUGAUGGUCUAUUACAUUGGUCAACAUGUUAUUCUGAUGAAGCUAUUGAUCCUUUACAAUCUUCAUAUCUUUCUGCUCAACGUUUAUCAAUUGAAAUUUUAACUAAAUUAAGUGUACAUGAUAUGAAUAUGGAUUUUAUUUUAGCAACACCACCAUUUCAUCGUAUCAUAUCUUUAUUACAUACUUUAACUAAUUGGUUAAAUGUGGAUGAUAUGAAUAAUAAUAAUCUAACAAAUUUAACUCGAUCACAAACAUAUAUACAACGUGAAUUUGCUAUUGUUCUAUUAAAUGCUUUAAUACGAUGUGAUUCAAAUAUUGCUAAUAUUAUUGCACAUGUUCCAUAUGCAAUAUCAUUAAUAAUAAAUUUUCUAGAAGAUUAUGAAAUGAAAACAAAUGAAUUAAAUACACGUUAUGGUUCGGAUUAUCUUUUACGUUUAACAAAUACUCCACAAGCUGAACAAAUAUUAUUUACAACAAAUGAUAUGUUAAAACGUGCAGCAACUUGUCUAUUAUCAAUAGUUAAUUAUACUGAGAAUAUAAAAAUAAUGAAAAAAUUUGAAGAUAGAAUAUUAAAUUUAUCUAUGUCAAAUGUAGUUGAUCGAAAUAUUGGACGAAUUCUUACAGAUAUUUUACAUUAUUGUUCAUUAUACAAUAGUUAA